AUGCUGUCCCUCAUGCAACUCGGGAUUAUAUCAGUGCUGGGGUGGUUGGCCUUCAAGGUCUUAUCCAUCGGAAAGCGUGAAGCUAAUCUACCACCGGGCCCACCCACAAUCCCCGUGCUAGGAAACAUCCAUCUACUCCCUCGUAAAUUUAUGUUUGUGAAGUUCUCGGAAUGGGCCAAGGAAUACGGCGGAAUAUUCUCUUUGAAGAUUGCCAACAGCACAAUGAUUGUGCUCUCCGAUAUGAGAGCAGUGAAGGAAAUUCUGGAUGAUCAUAGCAUUGAGACGUCGUCGCGUCCAUUCUUCUACGCGUUGGAGGCUGUUACAAAUGGAAAGUUUUUUCUACUGGCAUCGUCUGAUAACGAAUCAUGGAAAGUUGGAAGAAAGCUUACACAGCUAUUCAUGACCUCACAGGCGGCGCACUCACAUGCACGAAUUGCGGAGCAAGAGUCCAUCCAAUUACUGCACGAUAUACUAGAAAGCCCAUUGGAUAUAUGCCAACACUUUACAAGAUACACGUUCUCUGCCAUCACCUCUCUAACGUUUGGAAGACGAGAGCCAAACCACGAUUCCCCAAAAAUCAGAGAGUUUGCGGAUUAUAUUAGAAACUUUACUAACACUAUAUCUCCAGAAGCCGCCCCGGUAGAUCUUAUCCCAAUUCUGAAGUAUAUUCCGGAGAGAUUUGCGCCAUGGAAGAGGCUCUGGAAGGUGACGCAGGCACAGCAGCAGGCGCUAUAUUACUCGCUCCUUGAAUACACUGAAAGCAAAGUUCGGGGUGGAAAUGGAAGCGGGAGUUUUGUUGAGACGUUACUGGAGAAACAGGCAGAGCUAAAACUUAGUCGUGACAUGAUUGCGUAUAUUGCAGGUGUUUUGAUGGAUGGUGGCACAGAAUCAACGGCAACAACCUUACAAUCAUUAAUCCUCUGCCUCGUGAAAUCUCCUGCUUCUUACCGUAAGGCACAAGAAGAAAUCGACAGGGUCGUAGGUAAUGGGAGACUUCCUGUGGCAAGCGAUAUCAACAAUCUACCGUACAUACAAGCAAUUCUGAAAGAGAUACAGCGUCUCAGACCCGCUGGCCCAACUGGCAUUCCCCAUGCCGCUACAAAGAAUCUUCAGUACGGUGAAUAUAUUAUACCCAAAGGCGUUCCAAUUAUGAUCAAUGUUUGGGGAAUACUUAACGAUCCUGACCUCUAUGAGCGUCCAGAUGAGUUUUGGCCCGAGCGUUAUAUGAUUGCUCCGGACGGCACAAAACCAGACAUAGAAAAAGAAUAUAGCAUUCGCGCAUCACUCCCAUUUGGAAGUGGAAAGCGACUUUGCCCAGGAAUCCAUUUUGCUAACAUGAACCUGAACAUGGCGACAAUGCGUUUUAUAUGGGCAUUCAAUCUAACCGCCUUUGAUGAACAAGCCACAUCAACGGAUAUUUGGGACUUUCAAGAAGAAUAUCUUGGUGGCGUGACCUUUACACCAAAACCAUUUCAGUGUAAGAUCACUCCUCGGAGCGAAGAAAGGAAACAGAUGAUUAUGGCUUCUUAUGAGGCAUCUCUGAAUUAG
Psilocybe cubensis is the source of this 1548-nucleotide messenger RNA. RefSeq names its product Cytochrome P450 monooxygenase. The record is from RefSeq and is a predicted model, not a curated record. Gene Ontology annotation, molecular function: oxidoreductase activity, acting on paired donors, with incorporation or reduction of molecular oxygen; iron ion binding; heme binding. Bases 1 to 1548 code for a protein of 515 amino acids. The transcript has 13 exons. Lineage: Eukaryota; Fungi; Basidiomycota; Agaricomycetes; Agaricales; Agrocybaceae.